Messenger RNA from Prorocentrum cordatum, 1490 nucleotides. The record is from the annotation of a GenBank genome assembly. Lineage: Eukaryota; Dinophyceae; Prorocentrales; Prorocentraceae.
AGUCAGGGCUCAGGGAUCGCCUCAGCUGACAUCUCCCGCGCGCGGCGAGAACUUCUCGGCGUCAGAUUCCGAACAGCGAGCCAGCAUGGCGGCAGAACUCGAGGAGCCGAAGAAGCCGCAGACCGCCUAUUGGAUCUGGCUGGGUGAGAAUCGCGACGCGCUGACGAAGGAGGCUGGUACCAUGAAGGGCAGCGUCGUCGCCAAGCUCGGGGGCGAGAAGUGGAAGGGACUGUCGGCGACGGCCAAGAAGCCCUUCGAGGAUCGGUCGGCGAAGCUGAAGGCUGACUACGACACGGCCAUGGAGAAGUUCAAGGCCAGCGGGGGCCAGGUGGGCAAGCGGCGCCUGGAGAAGAAGGAGGCCAAGGACGCCAAGGCCGACAAGAAGGCGAAGAAGGAGGCCCGCAAGGCGUCCUUAAAGCCUGCGCGGCCAGCGAGCGCCUAUUGGCUCUGGCUCGGCGAGAACCGCGAGGCGCUCGCGAAGGAGGCCGGCACCGCGAAGCCCCCGGUCGUCGCCAAGCUCGCGGGCGAGAAGUGGAAGGCCCUGGCGGCGGCGGCCAAGAAACCGUUCGAGGCGAAGGCCGCUGAGCUGAAGGCCGCGUACGACAAGGCCCUGCAGGAGUGGAAGAGCAGCGGCGGCGGCGAGGACGUGGGGGGGCCGCACCCAUGUGCUUCACGCCGCCUGUCCGGCCGAGGAGCCAAGAGCUGUUCGGCGCUGGAGCCGGCUCGGGGGCUGAGGUGAGGCAUCGGUGGUUCCAGCCGUUGAGAGAGGGGGAGGGGCACCACGGUACACAGGUGUCGUUCUUUGUCCUCUCUGGGCCGCCUUGGGUACUGAAUGGCGAAUCUGCUCCCUUUCCCCUCCUCACUGGUUUUGCUGGUGCCCAUCCAGAAAAGACCUCCCAGCCGCUUGCAAGUUCGGCGCAGGAAUCCGGUGAAUGGGCGGUCCAGCGUCCCAGAGGUUGGGAAGCUGGCGCGUCUAUGCACUCAGCUCCUUGGCCGACCAGGCGGUUCAGUGUACACUUUCGAGCCCCUCCCAGGACGAGGACGGCGAGGACGACGAGGAGACGGCGGUCCUCGGCGGAGCCUGAUUGGCCGACCUGGCUCUGAGCGUGGCGCGGGCCUCCCUCGACCUCCGCGCCAGUUCGCCAGUUUCAGCUCCCAUUUCGGAGGAGGAGAAGGUACCUGAUGCCGCUACCUUUCCCUCGUUUUCGCUUUUUCGAGCCCCUGGGGAUGCCCUCGUCAUCACGGCUAGAUUCGCCUCGAACUUCUGGUCAGAACCCACCCUGGGAGAGUCAAAGUCGGGGAGCAGCGGUGUCAGUAUCUUUUUGGUUUCCCCACCAUUCUCCCCGAGGGAUGUUCGUGUGAUGAUCUGGUUCUCAUGGCUGGAGGGUGCGUGGUCAAGCACGGCCCUUAGGUCGCGGGAACUUUUUUUGUUGCGCUGGCGAUGCAAUGUACUCCACGUUUCUUGACUGGCCGACAAGUUAAACAAACAG